Nerophis lumbriciformis (worm pipefish) is the source of this 2702-nucleotide messenger RNA. NCBI's taxonomy places the organism in Eukaryota, Metazoa, Chordata, Actinopteri, Syngnathiformes, Syngnathidae. The record is from RefSeq and is a predicted model, not a curated record.
UUAAGUUAUAAUUCACAUAAUGAGAUGAAUAAGAUUAUCUCAUUUUUCAAUAAGGUUCAAGAUGUUUAUCAGGAUUCUUCUUCCUUGUACUUAGUAAACACUUUGCAUUUGAACAAUUUCUUAAACUGGAUUGUAUUGGUACAAUGUUCGACUUCUUUGCUUAAUCCAUUCUAUAAUUUAAAGAGCUUUAUUAAUUACGAAGCCAUAUUCAGAACUGGUGUUAAAAAUGCAAGUAGACCAGUUGUGGUUACGUGCUGGCACAAAAGAGACCUUAAGUGUUAAAUUAAAAAGUCUAUAAUUCAUUAAUAUAUACUCAUUAAUAGAUCAUAUUUAAAUAUUAGUAUACAAUAUACACAAAUGUUUUGUUUUAGAAAAAAAGCAAAUUAUGUUAGAAAAAAAAAAGAAUAAAAAGGUAAAUAUUAUAGAUUAAAAAUUGUUUUUGUUGUUGGACCUUUACCACAUUUGUAUUAUUUUGUUUUAGUAUUUUGUGUUGUUAAAUCCUUAACUUUGAACUCUUCCAGUAAUGCCUAUAGAGUUGCAUCAUGUGCAGGUGCUUGUCAACCAAAACAACACCACGUCUCACUAGUUUUAUUACAAUAAUAACAUUCGAAACCUAAUGACGUGGGUCAUCGCGGCAUUGGCGUUCAAAGUUCAGCGCUCCUCUGAAGUCUGAGUCGCCACCAGCUUAAUUGAUUAACCAUUAACUGUCACUGUGACACUUGCAUGGAAGAUCAACUUUAAGACUUUAGGGUUACUUUGCUCUUAUAUUAAUCUAAUUUGUUGUCAUUUAAAUGGGAAAUUACUUCAUCACAUUGCAGUAAGUCCUGAUUGUUUUUUUCGCGUGUGCGACAGAACAUGGCCGUGUACAAGCCAAAGGUGAUUUCUCUAACCAAGAGGCCGAGUCAGACAUUCGGUUUCUACUUGAGGGUGGAGCACGGCGAGGAUGGUCACCUGAUUCGCUGCUUGGACAUGGGUGGUCCCGCUGAGCUGUCAGGCAUGAAGGAUGGAGACCGAAUCCUCCGAGUGAAUGGCAAAUUUAUCGAUGGACUUUCCCAUUCUGAGGUGGUUGAGCUAGUGAGAAGCAGCGGGGCCACAGUCAACUUCCACAUUCUGGAUGAAGCUUCUUACAAGCAGGCGAAGAAUCAAGGAGUAAACCUGGGUGAGCCUCAUCUUACACCAGCAGUCAGCACUGUGGUCCAACAACCUCUAAAACCCAGACUCUGCUACCUGGUCAAGUCAAGCUCUGGUUAUGGCUUCUCUCUUCGCUCGAUUAAAGGCGAGCAGGGCAUUUUUGUGACGGAGGUGGUGCCCGGCAGCACGUCAGACCGGGCUGGUGUCAAAGUCAACGACCGUCUUGUGGAAAUCAACGGGGAGAACGUAGAGAGUGCCGCUCACGAACAAGUGGUGGACAAGAUCAAGACAGCGGGCAACAGCCUCAUGUUCCUCCUGGUGGACAACGAGGCGGACAGGUACUACCAGAGCGUGCACAUGAAGAUAACUGCGCGCUUUGCAACUACCAAGUGUCUCCCUCAUCAUCCACGCAUCGUCCACCUCACCAAAGGGCCCGGUGGUUACGGCUUCCUGCUCAAAGAGGAGCCCAAUAUUGAAGGACACAUCAUUAGGGACGUAGACAGAGCGAGUCCAGCCGAGAGAGAAGGUCUCAGGGACAUGGAUAGGCUGGUGGCUGUGGACGGCCAGGAGGUGAACAGCUGUACUCAUGAACAGGUGGUGGACAUGAUCAGGCUUGGUGGCAACAAAUGCUGCUUCCUAGUGGUGGACAAGGACACUGACCUUGUGUUUGCUCAGGCUAAAGUGUCACCGAUGCUUUUCUGGGAGGAGGAGAAGGACUCUCUUUCCCCACCUAGUUACUCCGAGGCAAUUACCUUACCCGCCCUGGUUAAACCAUCCACACCUGCUCAGGAGGAGAUGGACAAGAAUGAGGAGCUCAAAACUAAAUUGUGUAAGAUGGAGAAGACAGCAGCUGGAUUUGGCUUCCACCUAAACGGCAUCCAGGGUGUGUUUGGCCAGUACAUUACAGAGGUGGUGAAGGGCGGAGUCGCCGACCAGGCCGAUCUGGAGAACGGCGACAUGGUGGUGGAGGUCAAUGGGAAGAAUGUGGAGAAGAGCCUCCACGAGGAUGUGGUUGCCAUGAUCCGCAGCAGUGGAAGCUCUCUGGAGCUGCUGGUGGUCCCAAAGAGCGUUUCCGAUCAAGUCAAGGAUAAAGGGGUCCCCAUCACACGGGACCUUGUGCAGGAGACGUCACAAGCGCAGGUUCACAACCAAGAGGAGGCACAGCAAACUCCCACUAAAGAAAGGACCGCAUCAGUGUCUUCAUCUUGUUCUCAAAGUAGUUUGGAUGACAGACUUUAAGAGGGCACAACACUCAAACUGAAUCGAAACUGCUUUGCCUCAUUUUACACCUGCUGGUCCCAAUAUUCGGUACAUCUCUGUUGCAGCACAAAAAAAUAUGUUUUAUUAUUAUUGUGGUUCUAUGUAUUAUUUUAUUAAUGGAUGUCAUUCGGGGUACCUAAUGUUGUGGGCAGAUUAAAACAAAUAUAAUUGACAAUGACAAAAUUGACAAUGUCAAGAGCACAGCCAAUCCAAAUCUGACAAAAAUGAGUACACCCCUCACAUUUGAACAGGCAUUUUAUGAUUUCCUCUUAAGGGACAAUACUAUAGAAAGUAAACUGGAUAUAACUUAA